Molecule: messenger RNA, 7246 nt
Organism: Poecilia latipinna (sailfin molly)
Lineage: Eukaryota; Metazoa; Chordata; Actinopteri; Cyprinodontiformes; Poeciliidae
Gene: frmpd1b
Product: FERM and PDZ domain containing 1b
Exons: 17
Coding region: 475-5598 (1707 amino acids)
Cellular component (GO): cytoskeleton
Molecular function (GO): protein binding
Source: RefSeq, a predicted model, not a curated record
CGCGGGUCCUCCGGACAGACAGGGAUGGAGGCAGGGAGGAGAGACGCUGGCAGAGGGAGGGGGUGGGUUAUUUCUGAGCUCAGGGCCGCGGAUUAAAGCCGAGAGAGCAGUCCCAGCGCGAUGACAGCAUCCAGCGUAUAGCCACCACCAGAAUCAUCCUCUGCUCCGGCUGGACGCCGUGGAUUUCUCGCAAUCAACCACCAUCCUCUCACCCCCCUUUUGAAAUUCUCCGGAUCACCGAUCUUCUCGGGAGGGGGAUUAAGCCCCCCUCCACACACACCCCGGACCGUCUGUCUGUGUCCUCCUCAGACCACGAGGUGGCAGCGCCAGAAUAAGAUUGGGGCCCCGAUGAUUGCAAGGACCCCUGUCCACCCUUUUUCAGCCAGUCCCGGAGGGGUCACAGAGCUGAUGUCUCAGAAGACACGGGGGCAUGCAUGUUUUGGAGUCCUGAAGAGGCAAGCUACAUCUCAAUAAAUGGAGGAGAAUGAGCGAUGCAGGAGCAGGUCUCCAGCUCGGAGGACCAAUCGGGUGCAGCAGGUGGUGGGAACAAUAAUUCGACGCACUCGAGAAUCUCUGAGCAGAGAGCGUCUCCUCGGCGAUGGGCGGUCGCAGCGCUCCAACAGUCUGUCCAGUCAGAGCUUCCAGGCUAAACUGACGCUGCAGAUCACCAGAGACCCCGUCCUGGACCGGAGCACCGGACAUGGCUUCACUCUCACCACAGACAGCCCCCUGCUGGUCAGGGAUGUUGCCCCAGGGAGCCCCGCAGAUGGGAUCCUAUUCCCAGGAGACCAGGUGCUGCAGAUAAAUGAUAAAGUGAUGGAGGAUUUGAGUGCAGAGCAGGUGGAGAACAUCUUGAGGGAAUUGGAGGAUUGCAUUAAUGUGACUAUUCUGCGGCACAUGACAAAUCCGAAGUCAUCCAUAAUGUCAGCAGAGAAGAGAGCUCGUCUGAGGAGUAAUCCAGUUAAAGUGCGCUUUGCAGAGGAGGUGGUGGUCAAUGGGCACACUCAGGGAAACUCUCUUCUCUUCCUUCCUAAUGUCCUGAAAGUCUAUCUAGAGAAUGGCCAGACCAAGGCCUUCAAGUUUGACAAUACAACCUCUGUGAAGGACAUUGUUCUGACUCUGAAGGAAAAACUGUCCAUCCGGGUGAUUGAGUACUUUGGUCUGGUACUAGAGCAGCAGUAUAGCAUCACAAAACUAUUGCUGCUGCAUGAAGACGAGCUCAUACAAAAGGUGGUGCAGAAAAAAGACUCACAUGAUUACAGAUGUCUGUUCAGGGUUUGCUUCAUUCCCAGAGACCCCACAGACAUGCUGCAGGAGGACUCCUUGGCCUUUGAGUAUCUCUUUUUGCAGAGUGUUGGAGAUGUGCUCCAGGAGCGUUUUGCUGUGGAGAUGAAGUGUAACACGGCGCUCCGUCUGGCUGCCUUGCACAUGCAUGAAAGACUUGAUAGUUGUGGACAGACACGGACUUCUAUCAAGAGCAUUACGAAGGAGUUUGGCCUGGACAGCUUUAUCUCACCCACGCUGCUGAGCAACAUGAGGGAGAAGGACCUGAGGAAGGCAAUUAGCUACCACCUCAAAAAAAUCCAGUCCCUUCUUGAGCCACGACAGAAGGUAAUAUCGGCUACGCAGGCUAGAUUAGCCUACCUUACUCAGCUUGGAGAACUCAUUUCUUAUGGUGGACGGUCUUACACGGCCACAAUGAUGCUUCAGGACAGGGAAGUGAUGGUCAGCUUGCUAGUAGGUGCCAAGUAUGGAUUGAGUCAAGUCAUUAACCACAAGAUCAACAUGAUAUCCACAUUGGUUGAGUUCAGCAGCAUCAGCAAAGUGGAGCUGCUAUCCGAGUCGGACAAAGUCAGCCUGCUACGCAUUUCACUGCAUGAUAUGAAGCCAUUUGCCUUACUGAUGGAUUCUAUGGCUGCCAAAGACUUAGGGUGUCUGCUGGGAGGCUACUGCAAACUCCUGGUGGAUCCAAGUGUUAAUGUCUUCCGUCUGGGGCGCCCGAAAGUCAGGGUGCACCGGAUUCCUGCUGAAGAAGGUGUGUGUGGGAGAUUCGCCGUAAUAGAGGGAGUGUGCUAUGAAUCCCUAACAAGUUAUGUGUCCCGCUGCUGCAGUGAUUCAGAUGACUCCACAGAUGAUGACGACCCAAUGGAUUCUCAGAGUUACAAAGGCUCAGACCCCGCAAGUACGGACUGGGAGGAGAGAAGAAGAGGGGAGGAAGAAAAGAGAAGAGAGGAAGAAAGAAAAGAGAGAGAAGAACACAAAGGCAAACAAGAAGUAAAAAUAAUAGUUACAACAGAAGGCAAGGAAAACGAGAGCGAAGAGGAAGAAGGUGCAACAGGAAGUGGUCUACGUAAAUUUAAAGUUGUGGAUGAAGAAAUGAACCUGGAGACCAGCUGGUAUCACACUGAUCCAAGAGUUACCAGCAGCUUCUCCAGCUUGUCCAGCAGUUCCUUGAGCACUGCGUUGGAUGAAAGCAACGCUGCAGCCAAAGCCCCCUUUCGCCUGGAUGCUCUUCGUGGAUCAAGCCCGGGUGAAGAUCCUUCAAAUCUGGAUGUGCACCACCCGUACCUCCUUGAGCCAAAGCGUCAAGGGCCCCUGCGACCCACAAACCUAAACUACCGUGGCAAUGAUAACUCUUUCCUCUGCUUCGCAGAGCUCUCCAAGGAUGAUUUGUUACCUAGUCCGGCGGGAGCUACAAGUGAUGACGAUGACGAUGAUGAUGAUGAUGACGAGAAGGAGGAGGAGGACCUGGGUAUCCACAAACUCAGACGCAUAUCUAAGAUCCCUAGUUCAAGAGAUCUGAGAAUGAUUGACAGCACACCUUUUGAACGAUUGCCCAUUAAAAGAAAGAAAAAGACUCCUCCCAAAGUCCCAGUAAGAACAAGUUCAAUUCCUGGAAGUAAAUUAGCACAAGUCGAGCACCGCCUUUCUAAAGAUGAGGACAGUCUCUUUCUUACUCCUUCGCCGAACCCAAAACCAGCUCUUUUGUUAAAGGACAACGUCUCAGAAUCAGAAGAUGAGUUUUUUGAUGCACAGGAUAGAUUUACACCACCAGUUCCAGAUUUGUCAGAUGCUGAGCUGGCUGAUCGGCGAAAUGCCAAUCGUUCGAGUGGAACCUGGAAUAGUCUUCCCUCUUUCCAAGGAAAAGAACCAUCAUCUCCCCUUGCCAGUAAACCUCGAUCACCUAAAAUGAAGAAGGAUUCUGAGUUGCUAAAAGAUUCCACAAACCAACUUGCUCACCCACAACCGAGUGCUUCAAAGUCAUGCCAGAAACCUGAAACAAAAGUCAAACCACCGCUGGCACCUAAACCCCAGUUGCUUCCCAAACCUCAGAUGAUGCCUCCCAAGUCACCCCAACAUGGAAGAUCAUAUGCCCAGUGCAAUGGAGAUGCCUCUGGACAUUUGUCUUCUGAACUUUUGGAAAUGGAGCCAGACACAAUGGAGUUCAAGUCUGUCACAUUAGGUGGAUUGCCUCUUCCUUCAUCAAUGAUUACAGCAGUGAGAUGUAAAAAACAGGCAGUAACCAACACAACACUACAAUCAGAGGAAAAGACUAACAAACAGGAAAACAACUUGCAACUAAACAAAAAUCUGCUGUGUGAGAAUGGAUCGCAUGUUCUUACUAGUGACAAAACAUUCAUUUCGGAUAAAAAGGAAACAGCAAGAACUGAUGAGAAAGUCAAUGGAUCUAACGUUCUAACAAAAAGUCCACCAAGCUUACACUCUAUCCCUCGCUCCAAUUCGGGCACGAAGCUAGCUGUUCCUCCACCGGUUCCCCCCAAACCUACUUCUUCCAUCGGUUUUCAUCCAUUAUCUUUACCUGCUAGCUCUCCUGUGUCUCCCACUGAUCCAAAUAAAGGGAUGUUUAAGGAUACUAUCAGUACACCCAAUGGGAUCCACCCAUGGAACAAUCGCAAUGGCAGCAUCCAGUCAGGACCUAGGAGGGUUUCUCUGAGCCAUGAGAGCCUUUCACCAAAAAAUACAGAUGCGCCGCUCACUAUUACCACCUCACCCACCUCAGUCGAUUGUAAAGGUGUUGGAGGCCUUGACAGCAGAGAACCUGGUCGAUCUGGUUCAGGCUCUGAUCUGAGAACUAGCUCCUCCAGCCUUGGAGGUAGACUACCAGCUUCUGCUCUGAGAGGAAAGAUCCAGUCUUUGCCAUGGUACAUGACUCGUUCCCAGGAGAUUUUAGGAAAUCUGGACUAUCCCUCCACGAGUACCAUCAAUGGAGACACAUCUGGCUUUGGUUCAGGUUUGUCUGUAGCAAGUGGUUUGUCAGACUUAAACAAAACCCCUGUAAAGGACAAAGAGUCAAUAGCCUCAAAAUCAGGAAGUAAAGGAAGCAUCUUAGAUGACGGAGCAGAGGUUGUCAUCGCAACCAUCAAAGAGGCUCCAGAAGUAAGUUCACACAUGAAAAAGGCCAGCGGAACAAAUGGCUCACAUCCUAAUCUGAGUUUUAGAGAUAACAGUCCACACAGUGGCAGUGUUUCUUCAGAGCAGCCGCAGUCACGGCCUCAUUCAGCUGUUGGCCUGGGAGGCGUGACAAGCAUGCAGAUUGGAGGGGACUCACCGACCUCCUCUGGAGCAGACACUACUCCUCCACAGCAACAUCAGGAGUCUUGCGGCUGUCGCACUGUUUACGCCAACUGUUUCAGUGGAGACACUGAAGAUGGGGUUAGCUUUGACGAGGAACUCACGGUUUAUGAGUUCUCUCGCCGCAUACGCCCCAAACCUGCUCAGGCGUCCUCUCCAACGACACCCUCUCCAAAACCCAACAUUCUGUCCCUUCUGAGGGACAACCCUCGGCCACUGUCUACUUUCUCCACCGCAUCCUCUGAACUGAGUCCUCUGGUUUCUUGUCCAGUUUCACCUACGGUUUCACUCAGUGGUCGUCUUCGUUCCCUUACCAACAAGAACUAUGGAGGGCUAAGGGGCGGCUUUGCCUCUCUGCGUGAAGAUAUAGAUCAACUUCUUCUUGUAUUAGAGAAGGGGGCACUUGACCAGGCUCAACAACUCUCAAAACUGGAGAGCACAGACCUAAAUCACAAUGGAACAGACGACAACACUGCUGUAGGACAGAGCUGCACUGGAAUGAGUCCUAUCAUCAUGACAGAACCUGAAAGGAGUCUUCUCCAGGCAGAGGCUCGUCGACUAGCGUCUGGAUGUCAGCGAGCCACACGUGUUGGCUGGGCUCCAGAUGAGGCUCUGCGCUCUUUAACCACUAGCUUCAGCGCACUGGUUCAGCUGUCAGCCGCCUGCCUGAAAACAAACCCCUGUCCUGGUUGCGAUAUCUGCCAUAAAGCAAGACUUGUCAACAAGGAUGAGGACGACGACGGGCAGAAGCCUAUGGACAAGUUGAAGGAGAUAGUUGGUCUGUACCGAGAGUUUGUCGGGGCCGUUGAAACAGCUGGGACUGGUGGUGUGAAUGGUGGUAGGAGUGUGCGGUCUGGACAGAGUCAGGGAGAGGAAGAUGGAGUGCGGUUGCUUGCCAAACGCUGCACUUUGCUCAUCUCAUCAGUGUUUGCACUCACACAACUCUUCCGGACUUGCACACUGGAAACCACGGACACACCUGGCCGUGUACCACUCAAUUUUUGACCCAAACCUUCAGACUCCAAGACAAGACCUAACGGGAGACAAGAAGAACCUGCACAUAGCAAAUUGGUUUGCAACGCCAGUAUUUUUGUACAAGUGCCAUGCACACCACAACAAAUUACAUACACACACUGACACCUCACAUAAUGCCAGAGAGAAGUCUGCCUCUCUUUGUAACACAUGGACUAUGCAUUUGUACAUAUGAAUUUUAUAAUUACUUUAUUCUUAUUUUAUGAUACAAUAUGUGUAUGUAUGUACUGAUUAUCCAUGUACGUAUUUAUGUAUUUAUUUUUACAAUGUUUGCACCAUUUUCUGCCAUGGACAGAUCUCUGGUGAGUGAAACUUAAAAAAAAAAAAAAAGGAUGUCACUGGAUUUCUUUCUUCUUCUUUUCUUUUUUUUAAAAUUUUCCCUCGUCUUUGAGACAGUAUUAUGUUAUCUUUUGCUGCUUUUGAACAAAAUCUUCACUCUUCAAGGUGUAAUCUGUAAAUUGUCAUUUUAAUAAGUUUAUUAUUGCAGUAUGCUUACUGACAAGACUUAGAAAAUAUACUUUAUUACAGUUUUCAACUACAAUAAAUAGCUGUUUUGUUUUUAUAUGUGUAAGGUUUACACCUUUUUAAGGGUUUGGUUUUAAACCUCACAAUCACAAAUAGAUGUGGUACAAAACUCUAUUACACAGCAGGGAGAGCACUUUUGACUGUUACAGAUUGCACCUUUUGUGAGACAUAACCUUGUAUGAAGUGUUUUUUCCUGUCUUCCCCACUCCAGUAGUUUCUUUGUAAUAUUCCCAUUGCCCAAAUAUAUGCAGUAUUAGAACGUUCUUGUUUUCAUCCAAACGCCUCCGUCUAUGUAUGUUGUCUGGGUAUGUCGGGAUGGGGGCUUAGGCAGUGAAACAGUGGACCUUAUUUAUGUAGUUGGCACAAGGGUGACUGUUAAACUCUGUCCAGAUGUAGCAAAGAUCCAGUCUUAAAAACACUGAGCCACAAAUAUUCCUUGCUCUUCGUCCUCUUUGUACACCACUUUAUCAAUAAAAACACUGACAGAUGAACUGAUUAAGGUCAGAAUUGUAGAUAUACAUUUUGUGUCCAACCUUAGUUUACGCCUAUGCAAACAUAAACCCCUCGGCCCCUGCACAAUGUGUGCCAUUUUUUAUUUAUUUCCAUUCUAACAUUAAAAGCAACACCACAUGCAUUAUACUUGUGUAAACAUAUUGUUUUUUUUUGUUUUUUUUUACUUUGCUUGGAAUGUUGGCUUUUGGUCUUGCUUUGGAGAAACUUUCUGCAUCAUGAUUUGCAACAACUUGCAAGAUUUGCAUGACAUUUGCAUUUGUCAAAUGUAAAGACUGUUUGUACUGAUCUCUGUGAAUCGCCGCUAAAAGGAUUACACUGCCUGAUCAGUUUGCUGAUGUGAAGCGUUCGCUAAUCAGCUCGCAUUUCACAAGACGUAGCCAGCUCGCUUGAUGAGCCAUCCACCGUGAAGGAUUUACUUGAGCCACUUUUGAACAACAGGAAGGCACUUAAGACUGAUCAGUCAGUAGCCGUUCCUGUAAAUAUGGUAAGGGGAUUUGGCAAAAUGAAGGCUGCUUAAGCAUUUAGUCCGCUGGUGAGGAGAGGUAUUUCUAUUUUACAAAGUGACGAAGGAAAACGCUAAGGG